Molecule: messenger RNA, 672 nt
Organism: Trichomonas vaginalis G3
Lineage: Eukaryota; Parabasalia; Trichomonadida; Trichomonadidae
Product: protein of unknown function, DUF4106 family
Exons: 1
Source: RefSeq, a predicted model, not a curated record
CUAGAUGAGAAGAACCCAUUCUAUGAGUUAGUAGUCAUUUGUAGUACUUCGGGUCAAUUUGACCAAACCGUCAAUUCGUUCAAAGAUAUUAUAAAGAAGUCUAAGUUAGUAUGUAUAAAAGACUCUGAGUUGUUAGAUUGGAUAAAGAAGUACCAAAGAAGAGUUUUGAAGUACAAUGCUAUAAAUGAGUAUAUAAAUUCGAAGUUUAAAGACCCAAAUGAGGAAAUGCAGAGAAUAUUAGAGAAGAAACACUUCAGAAACAAACAGAAAGAGAUAGAAUACAUUUCGAAGAAAUUGCAAUCUUACGAUUGGAAGACUUACCCUCAUAGAUGUCUUCUUAUCUUAGAUGACUUUGCUUCUCAUCCUUUGUUAAAGAAUAGAGAACAAGACAUGUGUCGAAUUCUUAAGAAGCUCAGACACUUUAACAUCUCUGUUGUCAUUUGUGUACAGACAGCAAAGAGUUUAAGUAAGGAUGUUAAAAGAAUACUUACUGAUAUCAUACUUUUCCCCGGAUUGUCCGAAGACGAUUUCAUGGAACUUAUGAAAGAGUCCAUGGCAGGUAAGUUUGACAGACAUGAACUAUGGGAGAAGUACAAAGUCAUACAAGACCCUCAUACUUCUUUCAGAAUUCAUAUCUACGCAAACAAAGUUCAAAUUGUAAAAAGUCAAUAA